This is a messenger RNA of Funneliformis mosseae, 131 nucleotides long. Lineage: Eukaryota; Fungi; Glomeromycota; Glomeromycetes; Glomerales; Glomeraceae. The record is from the annotation of a GenBank genome assembly.
UGGACAUUUCAAUUAAAAAUGGAGAAACGACGAAAAGAUUUAUACGGGAUAAUAAUUACCAAAAUAAUUCACCACAAGAAGGUAAAUGGAACUUUGAUUGUUGUUUGAGUCUAGAACUUUUGGACGCAUAG